Molecule: messenger RNA, 4164 nt
Organism: Strongylocentrotus purpuratus (purple sea urchin)
Lineage: Eukaryota; Metazoa; Echinodermata; Echinoidea; Camarodonta; Strongylocentrotidae
Gene: pold1
Product: DNA polymerase delta catalytic subunit
Exons: 21
Coding region: 114-3407 (1097 amino acids)
Biological process (GO): DNA replication proofreading; DNA-templated DNA replication; base-excision repair, gap-filling
Cellular component (GO): delta DNA polymerase complex
Molecular function (GO): nucleotide binding; DNA-directed DNA polymerase activity; 3'-5'-DNA exonuclease activity
Source: RefSeq, a predicted model, not a curated record
CUUGAUUUGUUACAAUUUUUUCUCAGCAUCCAUGAAAAGGUUAAAUAUUUCACUUAAGUUUAAUUGAUUGUUUGAUCUAUACCCUUUCCCCGUAGGAUGCUGUAGAAAUUACCAUGGAUUCUAAACGCAAACCAGGAGGCACCCCUCGCGGGUCUCAGGCAAAGAGGGCCAGGGUCCAGGACUUUGAGGACCAGGACCCGUCGGUAUUUGAGGAAGAGCUGGCCUUGAUGGAGCAGAUCGAGUCCGAGUCCCAAGGGACCAACGGAUCAGACCAAGGAUCAGCGCCGUUGCCAAGCAGUGAUCCUAAAUCACAGAGUAAGCAUCCUAAAUGGCCUCGUCCUCCGUUGGCUCCUAUCGACCCCUCAAAGGACUCCAUUGUUUUCCAGCAAAUUGAUCUCGAGCAUUAUAUUGGAUCUCACAUCCAGGGCAUGCCCGGCGCUACGUCAGGCCCGACGCCGAUCAUCCGAAUGUUCGGCGUGACCGAGGCGGGAAACAGUGUCCUGUGCCACAUCCACGGGUUCACGCCCUACUUCUACAUCCCCGCCCCGCAGAACUUCGUCCCCGAGCACUGCUCCAAGUUCAGGAUGUGUGUCAACGAUGCUGUCCUAGCCGACAUGAGGUCAAACAAGGACAACUUGACCCAGGCUGUCUUGGCCGUGGAUGUCAUGCAGAAAGAAAAUAUCUAUGGUUUCCAUGGAAACAAGAUGAUGCCUUUCCUGAAGAUCACCAUGGCAUACCCUAAGCUGAUAGCCCCAGCUAGGAGACUCCUAGAGGCGGGGCUAUCGGUCCCACCGUACCCGCACAGGGGCUACCAGACCUAUGAGAGUAACAUUGACUUUGAGAUCAGGUUUAUGGUCGACGCAGAUGUCGUUGGUUGCAACUGGAUCGAAGUACCUGCAGGAACCUACCGCGUUCGCUCAUCCUCCGGUCAUGCCCCCACGUCGGUGUCACAGAUCGAGAUCGACGUUGCUUGGGAUCGCUUCAUCAGUCAUCCCCCCGACGGCCAGUGGGAGAAAGUGGCACCGUUCAGGAUUCUGAGUUUUGAUAUCGAGUGCGCGGGGCGGAAAGGUAUUUUCCCAGAAGCCGAGAAGGAUCCCGUCAUCCAGAUUGCCAACAUGGUGAUUCGGCAGGGAGAGAGAGAUCCGUUCAUUAGAAACAUCUUUACUCUCAACACGUGCGCCCCCAUUGUCGGCUCCCAAGUCAUGUCUUUCAAGACGGAACACGAGAUGCUUCAGGCAUGGGCCAACUUUGUCCGAGAGAUAGACCCCGACAUCCUGACGGGUUACAACAUCCAAAACUUUGAUAUCCCGUACCUGAUCAACCGUGCUGCUGCCCUCAGACUGUCGCGCUUCCCGUUCCUCGGACGUCUCAAGAACACCAAGAGUGUGAUCAGGGACGUCUCGUUCCAGUCCAAGCAGCUCGGCAAGCGAGAGAACAAGUCCGUCAACAUGGAAGGUCGUGUGCAGUUUGAUCUUCUUCAGGUGGUUGUGAGGGAUUACAAGCUGAGGUCAUAUCGUCUAAACGCCGUCAGUUACCACUUCCUCCAAGAGCAGAAAGAAGACGUUCAACAUUCCAUCAUCACAGACCUUCAGAAUGGCAAUGAACAGACGAGAAGGCGAUUGGCCGUCUACUGUUUGAAAGAUGCCAUGCUGCCUCUGCGUCUCCUUGACAAGCUCAUGUCCGUCAUCAACUACAUGGAGAUGGCGAGGGUGACGGGCGUGCCUCUCACCUAUCUGCUCUCCAGAGGGCAGCAGAUCAAGGUUGUCUCACAGCUUCUAAGAAAGGCUAAGGAACAGGACCUGGUGAUGCCUGCCCACAAAGUAGAGACGGGAGAUGACUUUGUCGGAGGUUACGUCUUGGAUCCAAUCAGAGGGUACUAUGACUGUCCCAUCGCUACGCUGGAUUUCUCUUCCCUAUACCCAUCCAUCAUGCAGGCACAUAACCUCUGCUAUACAACGCUCUUAUCACCGUCUAUGAAAGAGAACCUUGCACCUGAUCAGUACAUCAAGACGCCAACAGGGAACUACUUCGUCAAGAAGUCGAUAAGGCGAGGCAUCCUGCCAGAGAUUCUUGAAGACCUACUGACAGCUAGAAAAAGAGCCAAGGCUGAUCUGAAGAAAGAAACCGACCCACUGCGCAAGAGAGUGUUGGAUGGCCGUCAGUUGGCGCUCAAGGUCAGCGCCAACUCCGUCUACGGUUUCACCGGAGCGCAGGUCGGCAAGCUGCCAUGUCUGGAGAUCUCGCAGAGCACGACGGCCUUCGGGAGGAUGAUGAUCGAUAAGACGAGACAGCUGGUGGAGACUAGAUACACAGUGGAGAACGGGUACAAGACUACUUCAAAGGUUAUCUAUGGAGACACUGACUCGGUAAUGGUGAAGUUUGGUGUCAAGACCGUAGCAGAGAGUAUGGAGCUAGGUAAAGAGGCUGCCGCAUGGAUCUCAGACGAGUUCCCACCGCCCAUCAAACUAGAGUUUGAAAAGGUCUACUUUCCGUACCUACUGAUUAACAAGAAGCGCUAUGCAGGUCUCUACUUCACCAAACCAGACACCUACGACAAGAUGGACUGCAAGGGAAUCGAGACGGUCCGCAGAGACAGCUGCCCUCUCGUGUCCAACGUCUUGAAUAACGUCCUUCAGAAGAUCCUCAUUGAAAGAGAUCCGACGGGAGCGUUGGACCACACCAAGCAGACGAUCUCUGAUCUCCUAUGUAACCGCAUCGACAUCUCACAGCUUGUGAUCACCAAGGAGCUGACUAAGACAGGGGAGGAGUACGCUGGAAGACAGGCUCAUGUUGAACUAGCCGCAAGGAUGAAGAAGAGGGACCCAGGAAGUGCCCCAACCCUAGGAGACCGUGUUCCUUACGUCAUCAUCGCAAAGGCAAAAGGAGCUGCAGCAUAUGAAAAGUCAGAGGAUCCCAUCUAUGUACUUGAGAACAACAUUCCAAUUGACACCACGUACUACCUGGAGAAUCAGCUGAAAGGGCCUCUGCUUCGGAUCUUCGAGCCUGUCGUAGGGGAAAACAAAGUAGAACAAGUGUUACUGAAGGGGGACCACACCCGAGCUAAGACACAGGUAACCUCCAAGAUCGGCGGUCUCAUGGCGUUCGCAAAGGUGAGGAGCAAGUGCCUGGGAUGUAAGAUGGGGAUGGACAAGGAUGGGGUCGCUCUCUGCAAGUUCUGCAAACCCAACGAAUCGUCCAUCUACCAGAAAGAGAUCAGCCAGCUAGCCGCUUUAGAGGAGAAGUUUGGACGUCUCUGGACCCAGUGUCAACGAUGCCAGGGCAGUCUCCAUGAAGACAUCCUAUGUACCAGUCGUGACUGUCCCAUCUUCUACAUGCGUAAGAAAGUACAGAAGGACCUUGCUGAUCAAGACGGUCUCAUCAAGAGGUUUGGUAACCCAUGCUGGUGAUCAACGACCACCAUCGACUACAGUAUCGUGUCAAAGAAGACAAUUAUGUUGUACUAGAUCUUGACAGGUUUCAUAGGGGUAGUACUUUGUGAUGAUAAAGUAUAUUCAAUCUCUUGUAUAAAUCCUCCUGAAAAUGGUGAUCGACGACCACCAUCAACCAUGGUAUCAUGUCAAAGAAGACAAUUUGUACUAAAUCUUGACAAUUUCCAGGGGGAGUACAGAUUCCGAGGAUACAUUGUAUUUAAAUCCCUCUCAUAUUUCUUCAUGGUGUUAUGUGUUAUAUGCAACCGCUUUUGAUUUCUCAAAGUGACCUUGGACAGCUUGGACGAGCCUCAUAGAGACACAGAAGCGUGAUCACUCAAUACCGUGCUUUACUCAAGCUGCUCAAAUUGGACAUAGUUGACCUUGAUAAGAAUACAACCAGGGUAUCGUGUUGAAGAGAGGCUAUCAAGUUGUUCUAAAUCUUGUCAAUAUCCACAGGAAUAAACUGUGACUUAAAGUAUAUUCAAACUUGUGUAUACAUCCCUCUCCAUCUGGUGAUCGACAACCUCCAAUACAGUAUCGUCCUUAAGAAAGACAAUUUUGUUUAAAGGCAUUGUUUAACAAUGUUAAAUCUGAGAUGCUUGGCCCUACAUGUUAUCAGUGUCUGUGAUAUGUUAUAAUAUUGAAGACCUAAGAAAAGUGCCUCAAAAAUUAAAAAUCUUUUGAGUGACCCGGUUUAACCAUACUCAUUUUCCCCAAUAGACUGUAGUGUAAU